ACAUAUACACUUUGUUCAUUUUUAGGACUAAAUUAUGUUACCCUUAAUCUUUAAUUUGCUAUCAGCGCUAUGGAAAGCCUAUUGGUUUAUCGUAUAUGCUUUUGUGAUGUCAUUGGUUGUCUUUCUUUGUUUUUAUCUUUUUUAUUUACCAACUGCCCUGCACAUUAAACCUGUUCAUUUUCAGUACAGAGCUGAUUGUGGUAGGAAUGUUGAUGAUGCUUUGUGCUCAUUCCCUUCAGCAGAGUUGAUAUUGCACGAUUCUUCAAAAGCUGCUGAUGAUGGGAUUAGGGUUUUGACACGUGGCCAAGCAUAUGAUAUCACUUUAGAAUUAGAGGUGCCCCUUUCAGAACGAAAUAAACAGAUUGGUAUGUUUAUGGUGCAGAUUGACCUGCUUGAUAAAUCAUGGCAUAAAAUUGCGUCUUCAUCCAGGUCGACGAUGCUACGCUACGAAAGUAACCUGUUAACGACGCUCAGCACAUUAUUUCAUAUCUUCCCAUUAGUGUUAGGAAUAAAAGAGCAAAAGCAAACUCUGGUUUUACCAUUAUUGGAAGAUUUCAUGGAUGAUUCGUAUCGUCCAGCAAUGUCGGCGCGAAUCACUAUUCAUUCAAAGUAUAUACAGAUGUAUUCUGCGCAGAUUAAAAUCACUGCUCUCUUCACUGGAGUUCGGUAUUAUAUGUAUAACUGGCCGAUCACGUUUAACUUGAUGAUGUUCAGUUCCAUCUUCAGCAUUGUAACCUUAAUUUGUUUGUGGCGUACGCUCAACAAAGAAACGCUCAAAGAAAGCGAAAGAAAAGAGUACGGCGAUCUGAGCGAGAGUUCUGACGGGGAGGUGGAAGAUAUCUUAGGAGGUGGACAGGACGAUGGGAGAGAUACAGAAAAAAUCAAUGCUUCAACAAGAGUUAGAGUAAGAAGAAGAAUGCAGGCCAAGGAAAACGAAAUGCGCAAGAAUUCUGAUAGUUCCCAAUCAGAUACCAUUGCUGCUACGAUAGAUUAACCCACUUGCUAACGUACGUUUACUGUUUUCGUGGUCUUCUUAUCAUUUUUAUGAUUCGUUUAUACUACCCGUUUUAGGUAAGAUCUAAAAUAGCACAAUUUGUAUAUAUUGUAAAAAUAUCCUUGUGGAUAACAUUAAAUGUUUGUGUUUUGAUUUAAAGAAUAAGUCUACAUGUAAAGUUUAAUUUAUUUUUAAUAGAAUACUGUUCAACAAUGUUACGCGAACGUCAUAAUUUGACCCAAAACCCUAAACAAUGUAAUUUAGAAAUAUUACUAAUCCUUAAUUGGUACGUUUGUAUUUUAAUUGGACAUACCAAAAGCAAUGUUGUACCGGUCCUAAUCUAUAUUAUAAUACCCGUAUAUGUCUGUCUGUCACACAAAAUGGUAGCUUAGCUGCGCAAUAGCGAGAAGCACGCAAUGCGUUAUAAAAAAGACGGGCGAACCCGUGGAUUUUCCACGGGCUAACGACUAGUCCUAAUUAAUUUUGCCUUUUAUAUUAUUAUUAUUAUUAUUAUUAUUAUUACUACUAUUAUUUACCCAGGAUAGCCUCUUCAGUUCCUAUUGGUACUGCUAUCAACGAGGGUCCUGCGAAGGGGGUCCUAGCGCAUUUAAAGCUCCCAUUUGAGCUACGAAAGUCGUGGAAGCACAGCAAUCGCUCAACUAGACAACCG
Messenger RNA from Hydractinia symbiolongicarpus, 1664 nucleotides. RefSeq names its product seipin-like. The record is from RefSeq and is a predicted model, not a curated record. Gene Ontology annotation, cellular component: endoplasmic reticulum membrane. The transcript has 7 exons. Bases 35 to 994 code for a protein of 319 amino acids. Gene Ontology annotation, biological process: lipid storage; lipid droplet organization. NCBI's taxonomy places the organism in Eukaryota, Metazoa, Cnidaria, Hydrozoa, Anthoathecata, Hydractiniidae.